Puccinia graminis f. sp. tritici CRL 75-36-700-3 is the source of this 5378-nucleotide messenger RNA. Its product is annotated as WEE protein kinase, variant. NCBI's taxonomy places the organism in Eukaryota, Fungi, Basidiomycota, Pucciniomycetes, Pucciniales, Pucciniaceae. Gene Ontology annotation, molecular function: ATP binding; protein kinase activity. The record is from RefSeq and is a predicted model, not a curated record. Bases 49 to 4443 code for a protein of 1464 amino acids. Gene Ontology annotation, biological process: protein phosphorylation. The transcript is spliced from 4 exons.
CACACUCAUCCCUCCUCCAACCAUCUGUCCUCCCAUCCACCCGCUCCAAUGGCCCUCCCUCAUCGUCGGAGAGAACGCGCGGCUAAUCUGACCAAGCAACUCGGUGCUCUUACACCGUCGUUGGAGGUCGAGCCUGCAUUGCCGGCCCCCAACGCCCGUGUACCUCGAUCCACGUUCCCCCAUGCACAUCGCUCCCCACGCUCGCCUCGUCGGUUCUACAACACCCGAGCUGCUGUCCAUCGCACCCAGUCGCAGAACUUACCCCCACAACCGAUCCCCAAUCCCACCCGCACCGGUCUCACCCAAUACCAACAACCCAAUCCACCUACCUCUUCUCCCUUCAAGCGCUCGAUGAGUCCGAUCAACCAGUUCGAAGACGGCUUUGACGUCGAAUCACCUAUUGCUUCCAAGUCUCACGGGCGUGUCUCUUUCGUCCCCCAAAGGCUAAGAUCUGUUAGCUCUGCUCGGGCCAACCUUUUCGGUGCCAUGCCCGGUAAGAGUGGUGGCCUCGAACCCUCAUCGCGUUCAACAUCAGUCUUCAGUGGAUGCACACCUCCCAAUCUCCAAACAAAUCACCCACUCUCACAGUGGUUCCACGACCCUACACCCCUUAACAGUUUACCUCGUUCAAGGCAGCGUACAGUCAGUGCAACCACGCAAGAGCACUCAAGCCUACUAUAUGCCAAGCACCUCUCAACUCUGAUUGAAGAUAGAUGCGACUCUGAUCCUGAAAUCGGCAAGUCUGGCCCUGGUUGCCCCCUCUCGAGUCCCUCUCAAAGCCCACCGCUCGAUUCAACUGAUCAGAAUGGCUCUGGAAGUCGUUCGUCUCAGAAGACCGACUUCCAGGACUCCCGUCACCAUCAAUCCGACAGAUGGGUCAUGCCGCGCAUAGAGGGACUCGACAUGACUCCUCGACGUCGCAGUAUGGAUGGGUCGUUGGAUGAUAGUGAUGCAGACGAAAAGGGAGAUUUGGCUCUUUCCAGCAAACCUUCGAGCCGAACUAGCAUCGCAUCCAGUCUUACCACCCAUGAAUCAGAUAACCCCAUCUGUGGUGCUUUUGAUUGUUCCCUCAAACCUUUCAACUCGACAUUCGACGGUUUCGGUGCUCUGCCUCCCCCUGAAUCCCCAUUUCCCGGACCCCAUCGUAUCAAGCGUGGCGGUAAUCUUCCUGUGAGUCCAAACAAACUGAAGCGCGAUGUCGAUGGCGAGCUAGUUGGUUCUACAUCGCAACCUGCGCUCUAUCGUCAUCGCCCAAGCGGCCCAGUACCCCCCUCGUCAUUUCCUACCCUCCGCAUGAAGAAUGAUCCCUUUGAGUCCGUGCACCCUCACCGACACUCAUGGGGUCGCCAGUCCAACAACCCUAGCGAAGAUGAUGAAGAUGAGAUCGGUCCACCAGUUCACCACGAACGCGACGCGGUCAAUGGUUCACAUGAAUCACAUGAGGGCAUGAGUAACCUCAGUGUUCCAGGCUUGACAGAUUCCAGCUCACUCGCUUCUAGUCUCGCCUCCUCAAACCAAAGUAACAAUUCCCACAGCAUUCGCCCACCGGUUGACGGCCCAGCCCUCAUCUCGAGUUGGCACAAAUCACCUGCUGAAGCUGGUCGAGAGGCCAAACGGCGAAGCCUUCCGACCGAUGUCAGUCGGGCCUCCGCUCACAGCUUCACACCCGCCCCGCCGAUGCCAAUCGGUCUCAUUUCUACACCUAUUUCGGCUAAACAUUCACUCACUCAACAUCCCUACCUGAGGCCUUUGAUCCAAUCAGCCAAUUCAUCCUUUCAAGAAGCCGAAUGCUCUUAUCAGGACGUAAAACCCAACGCAUCCGCCUUUCUUUCUUCUGGAAUGAUCAGCAAAAAAACUGUUGCGCGAGACCGACGAGAAAACAGUCUGAGCAACUCUAGCGCCCUCUUUAAGUAUGCCUUGUCCAACGUCAAAGACCCCAACGCAUCGAUUGGCGAGAACGUCUGCAACGUGUCUACCGAGGCUUCCAUCGCUGUUAAAUCGAUGUGUGAAGCGCUGGGCGGACCCCGGGUGAUUGUGGCUGCUAAACGCGAAGAUGAACAUCAGAGCCGCUUGUCGGAACAAAGCAUCUCGAUGCAAACUGGUAAUCAAUCCUUCAGUCCAAACCAGAGCUCGCUGGGAAUUGUUCUGCCGGAAUGUUUGCGACAGCCAUCUGUCUCGUCUUUGAGGAUGCCAGACACACCGAUAAAAAAACCCAUGGGUUUACAGAAGGCACAUCCUCAGAUCAACAAGCCUUUUAUCCCAUCCGGCUUGAGGCAGCUUUCAAGCUCUUACUCCCCCUCCAUCGGUGGUUCCCCAAUUGACAAUUCGCCAACUUCUCGAGGUCAUCAAUUUUCCAUCCCUGAAUCCCCAAUACCCCUAUUCCACUCACAGUUCCAACACGAUCCCCUUUGCCUGAUAGCCCCAAACGGCUCAACAGCCGACAGGGACUCAUCAAGUUGGAUCACUUCUGGGGACGCUGAUCCCUCCCCCUCACUUUCUCGCGCUAACACGAGCGGUCAGGUACCAUCAGGUUUGGAAUCGCUGGGCAAACAAUCCCCCGUGUAUCGGCGCCGGAGCAGCGAUGGUGUCCCGAGUAACCAAAGUGGUAAUGGAAAUCCCAGCAAGGCCUCCAGCUCCCGACAAAGUAAUCCGUUUGAUGAACCCGGUACACCGACCAAAGCCGCCACAACAUGGUUGAAGCGUGCGCAAUUUCUUGCCUCACCCGGAAACUCGAUCUCCUCGGUUACCAGCUCACCCAGUAUGCAUCAUCAUUCACAUAUCGAUCGACUAAGUACAUAUAACUCCAGCGCAGAACACUCGCUUGAUGCGCAAGUUACUCCUAACCGCCAAGGAGGUCGCUCAUACACGCCUUUCGCGCUUUCACCCAUGUUAGGCAUGGAACUCAGGCAAGGCUCCCGCUACCACUCGACACCUGGCCCAGAAAACUCCACUUCACCGUCCCCGCGUCGGCCAGCGAUCAACAAGCGACACUCGAGUCCAACGAUAGAUGAUAUUCAGCGCAGAACCAAUAGGCACCUUUUUGGUCAAGCUCUCUCACGGCGUCUCCGCUAUGAAGCUGAAUUUGAUGAACUAGAAACCAUUGGGAAAGGUGAAUUUGGGGAGGUUUUCAAAGUCCGCCAGAACACCACCGGAAAGGUUUUUGCCAUCAAACGACCAACACGACCUGCCAACGGGCCUAAAGCUCUUGCUCGUCAGUACGAGGAAGUCGAUAUCCUACGGCGGCUUACGCAACCCGUCCACUCUGCACAUAUCAUUCAACUCCAUGCUGCAUGGGAAGAAGAUAGCCGCUGGAACAUUCAGACCGAAUUCUGUGAAAACGGUACGCUCGAGCACUUCUUGGGACUCAUAGCUGGCUUCCAAGAUCGGGUAGAUGAGGAACGUAUUUGGAAAAUCACAUCUGAGCUUGCCCAGGCUGUUGCCUUCAUGCACUCCUCUGGCGUCCUACAUCUCGACAUCAAGCCUGCCAACAUCUUUAUCACUGCACACGGUGGCUUAAAAGUUGGUGACUUUGGCCUAGCUCGAAGGUGGCCAAGAGUCAAUCCCAGCGAGGUUCGCGAGUGUGGAUUUCUGCACGCUCGCUGUAAAUUGUAUGAGCACGCACCGACGAAUCCAUCCGAACACGGCGACAGUGUUAUUCCUCGCCAGUUUCUGCGGCACGGAGAUGUCAGUGAUACCGAAGAGAAGCACCUGAUGCGCUUCAAAGCCUGCGGCCGUUUCGUUGGCUUCGACCUCGAACGCGAAGGCGACCGUGAAUACAUCGCCCCAGAAAUUCUGAGCGGGCGUUAUGGUGAAGAGGCGGAUGUGUUCUCGGUGGGUUUGAUUGCGCUUGAGAUCGCCACAAACGUGGUCCUGCCUGACAAUGGCGAUGAGUGGCGGAGUCUGCGGUCGAGCGACUUCAGUCGUACAGAUCUCAGUCAUUUAAGUUCGGAGCUCGUACUUCUGAUCAAGCGAAUGAUGGACAAAUGUCCUGAUCGUCGGAUCACCGCUGACGAACUUACUCGACAUCCGGUGAUUGCCAAACUAAAAACUUUGAGGGACGUUGGCCUAGCGCAGGAGAUGGAGGGAAUAAUGGGCUAUGGAGCGGUGGAAUACGAGGAGACGGAAGUUCUGGAUGACCAGGCAGACCCAGCCGGUGAUAUCCUGAUGUCACCGGGCGAUGACUCCCACGAUUUUUCAGUCGAACACGUCAAACCUCUUCGACCAGCGCCUCCUCCAGAUAACACCUGGCAGAUGGCACGUGGAGCAGUCCUGCCUGAGGCCGAGGGUUUUCUCCCAUUCAUUCUUACUGGUCAGAGUACUCCUUCGAGGGUCAAGAUCUCCUCCGCAUCUUCUUUCACUAACUGUGCAUUGAAGACCGCCCCUUGGCAAUCGUCUACUGGAGGACCAGACCCGACUAACGACCAGAUGGAAAUCGAUGCUUGAUCGGCUCCUUCUGACAGUUUUUGCUGAGGAUCCCCAUGUCGCUCAGCAAGCAGAUAUCUCCAAAUCGGUUCAAGUCUUUCAUCUAUGAACUCAUCCCCGAAAAUCCGUUCGAAAAUCGAAGGGCGAUUGCAGCCAGAGAAACUAGAACUUAAAAAAAAAAAACCGUAGACCUACCUUUUUUCCACUGAAGCAAUUAUUAAAAUUUAUGUUUUGGUUUCAUGUCAAUUGCGAAUUGGGGUGGAUCAAGAUCCGACCGUUUGUAGAUCAAUCAACCUUUUUGCAACGAUCAACAUCACCAGUCCUUAUGGAACGAUGGUCUCCAGAAAAUGGGGUUUCUUUUUCACCCCCAUCUUAAUCUACCUGUUAUUCAUCUUUUGUUGAGCUCGUCCGUUCCUUCUCGAAUGCUGGUCACAUCCCUUCCUCCUUGUCUUUCGCCAACCCUCUUUUGUCUACAUUUCUUAUUCUAGAACUGCUUGUAUGUCUAUUACAAUGUUUCUCAUAUUCUUAUUUUUUCAUAUAAGCAAAUCAAGAUAUAUAUGAAAUAUCUCAAAUAUUAUCAAUAUAAUUUUCAGUAAUCAAAGUUUUGUUGAUCGGUCCGCCUGCAAUUUGCUUGUUUGACUUGGUUGAUUGGGUUUAUCUGUUUGUUUAAGUUGUCUCACUCGUUGAUGUUUUUUUCUUUUUCUUGGUAUUCUUCAAAUAACCUAUAAAUUCUUAUGUUUAGUCUAACAGUUUCAGUAUGUAUCUAAGCUUAUCAUUAUAUCGGGUCUUUCUUGUUAUCUGUUCUUGUCGGUUUUUGGAACUGUCUUUUUCUUGGUUCUCUAAACAUAACUACUUCAGAUACAUACUUAUUUCCAAACAAAGCCAAUCUAAUAAAAUAAGACAACUUAGCUAAAUAAGAUUCGCAGUAAUAAAUAAAAAGUAAUUGAAAAAGUAUU